Amblyraja radiata (thorny skate) is the source of this 4626-nucleotide messenger RNA. It is a transcript of the gene tmem63c, whose product is annotated as transmembrane protein 63C. The record is from RefSeq and is a predicted model, not a curated record. Gene Ontology annotation, cellular component: plasma membrane. Gene Ontology annotation, molecular function: calcium-activated cation channel activity. Bases 275 to 2758 code for a protein of 827 amino acids. The transcript is spliced from 24 exons. NCBI's taxonomy places the organism in Eukaryota, Metazoa, Chordata, Chondrichthyes, Rajiformes, Rajidae.
UGUGUGUGCUGACUCACGUUGGCCUGGAGGCUUGUGUGUGCGGCAGGCUGCAUUAACAGCAUUAUUACCCUGCUGCCUGCGGCACUGAUGACUCAGGCUCACAGGCUCAGCAGCAGUCGGCAACUACUGCGAGGAGCUGUGCUACCGAUCGCGGCUGUCUGCACGUCUGCUCUCUCUACCUGGUAGACCAGGAUUUAGCUGCUGAUCUCUACAUUGGCCAGAGCUGUGUGGUCUUCUUGGUCCUCUCAAGGUGCAGGUACGCAGCAGACUUUCGAUGGACGACUCUACACUUCAACACAGUCCCCAAGCUGUCAAUGACAAAGCUGGACACACCCUGGGCAUCCUGAGCUUCCUGAACACUCUGGCCAACGAGACGGCGGAGCACUGCUACAGCGCAAGGUCACGCAGCACCGUGCUACAGGGCCUGUCUUUUGGAGGUGUCCCCACUGUCCUCGCCAUCAACUUCAUCCUCUGGCUGGUGCUGCUGUUUGUCUUCUCAUGCCUACGCAAGGCUGCCUGGGACUAUGGACGCCUGGCACUGCUGAUGGACAAUGACAGCCUCACCUCCCUGUUUUACGGGGAACAGAAUGAAAAGGAGAAAUGCUCUUCUGAAACCAGCCCCACAGAACUGGAGAGUAAGGAUGUGGGGUUUUGUUCUUGGUUGACCACACUUUACCACAUGCGGGAUGAUGAGAUCCAGUACAAGUGUGGGCUGGACGCCAUCAUCUACCUGUCGUUCCAGAGACACAUCCUGGUGUUGCUGAGUGUGGUCUGUGUCUUCUCCAUCGCCAUCAUCCUUCCCGUCAACUUCUCCGGGGACCUGCUGGGUGACAGCCCCCAGCACUUCGGACGAACAACCAUCGCCAACGUCCCUGCAGAUGACCGCUUGCUGUGGCUGCACAGUAUCUUUGCCCUGCUCUACUUUGUGGUGACCGUGAUCUGUAUGGGCCACCACUCGCUGCAGCUCGAUUACAAAGAGAAUGAGAAGGUGGCACGAACAUUGAUGAUCUCCCAAAUCCCGAAGGAAAUCACAGACACGAGCCUCCUCGCCAAACACUUCCAUGAGGCCUACCCAAGCUGCACGGUGACAGAUGUGCAGUUCUGCUUCGAUGUGCGUGCCCUGAUGAAACUCGACAAUGAGAGACGAAAGGCAAUGAAAGGCCGUCUAUAUUUCACAGCCAAAGCCCAGAAGGAAGGAAAGAUCAUGAUUAAGACGCACCCUCUGGCCCGGAUCUGCUGUUGUGACUGCUGUGGGUUUGAACAGGUGGAUGCAGAGCAAUACUACAGUGAGCUGGAGGAGAAGCUGACGGAUGAGUUCAACGCUGAGCACCAUCGCAUCUCCCUCAAGCGGCUGGGAAUGAGUUUUGUCACCUUCCAGGACGAGCGGAUGACAGCUGUGAUUGUGAAGGAUUACGAGCACAGUCAAUGUCGCUACCGUCCGCAGCAGUCCAGCAUCACCACCGUGGUCAAGUCGUACCGCUGGGACGUACGCUACGCCCCCGGACUCAGCGAAAUCAUCUGGGAGAACCUGUCGGUGCAGGGAAGCGCCUGGUGGAUCCGCUGUGCUGUCCUCAACAUCCUGCUCUUCCUGCUCCUCUUCUUCCUCACCACACCGGCCAUCAUCGUCAACACCAUGGACAAGUUCAACGUCACCAACCCUGUGGAGAGCCUGAAGAACCCGAUCGUGACACAGUUUUUCCCGACGUUGCUCCUGUGGACGUUCUCUGUGCUGCUCCCGUUCAUCGUCUACUACUCUGCCUUCUUCGAGUGUCACUGGACCAGGUCGACUGAGAACCAGGUGACGAUGCACAAGUGUUAUUUCUUCCUGGUCUUCAUGGUGAUCAUCCUGCCCUCGCUUGGCCUCACCAGCUUGGAUGUUUUCUUCCACUGGCUCUUCGACACUCACUUCCUGGAUGAAGCCGACAUAAAGUUCCAGUGCGUCUUCCUCCCGGAUAACGGAGCCUUCUUUGUGAAUUACGUGAUCACGUCGAGCUUGAUCGGCACGGCUAUGGAGCUGCUGCGUAUCCCGGGGCUGCUGGUCUACGCCACACGCCUGGUCUUUGCAAAGUCAAAGGCUGAGCAGAUACACGUGAAGAAGAGUCAGGCCUAUGAGUACCAGUUUGGGUUGGAGUAUGCCUGGACCAUGUGUAUAUUUGCUGUUGUGAUGACUUACAGCAUCACCUGCCCGAUAAUCGUCCCCUUUGGGCUGUUGUACAUGUUACUGAAACACCUGGUGGACCGCUACAAUAUUUACUACGCCUGUUUACCCACCAAACUCAACCAGCGGCUGCAUUCAGCGGCCGUCAGCCAGGUCAUCAUCGCCCCCAUCCUCUGCAUGUUCUGGCUUCUCUUCUUCUCAGUGCUGCGCCUCGGACCCAUGCAACCCAUCACCCUCUUCACCUUCGUCACUCUACUGCUGUGCAUCGUCUUCUCCUUGUUUGCGUUCUGCAUCAAAGGACUUCACAAACUCAGGCCUCAGAACUGUCAGCUGUCGGAGCCGCAGCCUGACUGUUUGUUCGUGGACGGAGAGCGGAGUAGUGUGUCCUCAACACCCAAUUCCAACGUGUUUGUUGCGGCCGUACUUCAGGACCCAGAGCUGGGCCUCACCCCAGUGGCCUCCCCCGCACAUCAGAGUUACGGAACCAUGGAAACUCGUGCCGAGGACUCCAAAUCUGAAAAUUCUGGUCGAAUGCAAAACUUUGAGCCUGUGUUGGAAAGUCCUCAACACGAGAUGACUGCAGCAACGGUGCUGGAAUGAGAUUUGUAACGCGGCUGCUUGGUGGGCAACAGAAUAUGACUGGUGCAUGUUUCUCUCUCACCAGAGCUCCAUUAAUGCCACAGACCUGCUCUGACUCUGGACAGAGAUUAGAGGCACUGGAUGGAAUGUUUUAUUGUGAAGAGUUGGGUUGGAACCAUUAUUUCCAAUUGCUUCGUUCUAUAACGCUGCCUGCAAUCGCUACCUGGUUGUGAAUGUGAGCAGCCAGCAUGUCCCUGAGAAUGCUGCAGAUGGGAGCUGCAACUGAUCUCAGCUGCAGGAAGCAAUGUGCCCGAACCACAUUCUCUCUGACUAAACCUAUCGCCUGUAAUGUUAUGAAAUUAUAUAUUAAUCUUUUUAUUUGUACAGUUUCAGAUAUUGUGCCUCUGAUUUAAAUUAACUGAAUGAACAUAAUAGUUUUGCUCUCCCAGUUUCUCCACUGGUUUAUUCACCAGCUGUCAGGGUGGCCUCCUCCCCGAUGAACUGCCCCUUCCCACAGCAAUCUCAAAAAAUUAACUCUUUCAUCUAAACUGCAAGCUCUCUGUUAGCGAGAUUAUGAAGUUCAAUUAGUUUAAUCAGAAAUGGAAAUAAAAAUGAAAAUCCUUACAUGAUCCACAUUAAAAAAAAUAGAUUUCCACUAAUUCCGUUUCACCCCCUUUAUCCACAUUUCUGUUGCCGAUGUUGUGGAGUUUACAUUCCCAUUUAUUCCUGCUUUGGGCACGUUGUUUACUUAGAUGACGAGCCAGGUUAUUCAAGUGGAGAGAUUGGCAGAGGGUGCAGGGGAUUAAACUGAUGAGAAUUGAUUGGUAGUUGGCCAAAACAUGCAGCCAUUUACCAAAGAAGUCCAUGGAACAGUACAGCAGCGGCCCAGAUGUCCAUGCUGGACAUGAUGCCAAGUUAAACUAAUCUCCUCUGCCUUCAUGUAUUUCCUGCAUAUCUAGGUCUAUGUGGCUGAAGAAAUGUCAACGCUACACUACUCAAUUAGACAGGCUGUGUGGAGAAGUUUGGUCAAAGCGGCAUCUUGAACAAACAUCAUAAAACAUUGUCCAAAUUGCAGGUGGCUCAAAUGUCUGUGGCCCAAUGUAAUCACUAUAUUUCUGUUAGCUAUAGAUACUGGUUCAAAUACAGUGAAAUGCACACCAUACACAACCUGUUCAAACACUCAAAGGAAACAAAUGUUACAUUGCUUCAAAAAGUAUUAUUUCCUCAAACACUGAUGCAUGUCAGUAAUUUACAACUUGAAACAUUUUACAGAAAGAUCCUCCAACCAGUGUCCAAGAUGAGGCAGAAGUGGAGUGGUUUCGUUCUGGGCCAAAGAAACUGAUUCCAUUUCAGUUCUAGUGUAAUUUUCUUGUGAAAGUUACAACCCAAUCACUAAUCCCUUUGUACAUCAAUCUUCCAACCAGGGCCAUUCUGUCUCUAACAGAUGUGUUCCCAUCCCAUGCAGUUGCAUCACACUCACUCCUGAGACAAUGUCGGAGUUAACUUCAAUAGUCAACUCCAAAAUUAAGUAAUGAAGAAGUGGAACUGAAGGGAGAUCAGUUCCAUGGGAACUUUCAAUGCCAGUGGCAGAUAUUAGUGUUUCCAAGGAAAUGGACAUCCCAACCAAGCCCCCAAAUGGAAAGUUGAUGAAACUGGUUGUCUGUCUAGGUAAAACAAGACAGAUUUCCAAUGCAUCAAUCAGCCUUUGCCGAAUACCAACAGUCUCAUUGGCCAUGAAGGAAUAUCAUAAAUCAGUGCAAUGGGCUUUGCUGCUUUCAGGAACAUUUCAAUUGCCUUAUUUCCAUGAAUAUCUGUUCAGUAUUUUCUGUAUUUCAAUGCUCCUAGCCAUGUUAUAUGAUUGAUAAAUAAAUGUAACUGACUUAAUGGGU